CACAGUAAAUCAUUUGAUAUAUCCGUAGACUCCAUAAUAGGCUACAUCAAGUGUUUUAUAAUUUGCUCAUCGCCGUCAGUUUCAGCUGCCAGGACAACCAGUCUACCUCUACCGUAUUGACAACGAUGCAUUGUGGGACGAAAUAAGAUGCUGGUACAGAGUGGCUGCUAGAAAAUGCCUGCAAGAACUAUGAGCACUAGCCAAUGGAAUUGUAUGUGGCGUGCAGCAGAGUCAAGGGCGGGGGAGGCAGGCUAUUUCAGCGGGGCAGAGACCCACAUUUUUUGCAGUGAGUAAAUCUGAUCAAAUUACCAGUGUCCGCUAGAAAGCAAAACGGAAGACAUCCAGCGAGGUGAAAUAACGCAUUUUUCGAAGGCUUGAAGCGUUCACUGUCUCCCACAAAAGGCAGGCAUCAUGACUGACAGAAAGGCUGUUAUCAAGAAUGCUGACAUGUCUGAGGAUAUGCAGCAAGAUGCUGUGGACUGUGCAACCCAGGCCAUGGAGAAAUACAACAUAGAGAAAGACAUUGCUGCCUACGUCAAGAAAGAGUUUGACAAGAAGUAUAAUCCCACAUGGCAUUGCAUAGUUGGGAGGAACUUCGGCAGCUACGUGACCCAUGAGACCAAGCACUUCAUUUACUUCUACCUGGGUCAAGUGGCCAUCCUCCUCUUCAAGUCUGGCUGAGUUCCCUCAGUGAGGUUUUGAAAGCCUCUGAUUAUGAACUGCAAUGCACUGGAGGCAGAUGAAGCCUCCACACACACACACUUCAAAUAAUGUAAACAUACCAUAGAGAUGCAAAAUGGCUGUGUGCAACUGCAUGGACUAUGUACCUUAUUAUUGUGUAUGUUACAGUCAAAUUACUUUACAAUAGUUGCCAGGAAAAAUGCAACGUAAAGAGUUUUGUUAAACAGGCUCUUCAUAUUUUGUUAUACUUCGUAUUAAGUUGUAAAUGCUUUAACGAUGGCCCCUUGAUUGUGUAAUAAAGGCAAGCUAGAAGAAGUAGCUGUGCAUCUGCUUGAGAA
Osmerus eperlanus (European smelt) is the source of this 1019-nucleotide messenger RNA. RefSeq names its product dynein, light chain, LC8-type 2a (gene dynll2a). Gene Ontology annotation, biological process: microtubule-based process. The transcript has 3 exons. Gene Ontology annotation, molecular function: dynein intermediate chain binding. Bases 412 to 681 code for a protein of 89 amino acids. The record is from RefSeq and is a predicted model, not a curated record. NCBI's taxonomy places the organism in Eukaryota, Metazoa, Chordata, Actinopteri, Osmeriformes, Osmeridae. Gene Ontology annotation, cellular component: cytoplasmic dynein complex.